AUGCCGAUCGACAUUCUUUCCACAGCCAUUUUUGAUGGACCGGAGAGUAUCCCCGGGUGGCAAUAUUUCCGAACAUACGCGCCAUAUGUGGCAGCGGCCGGCGCCAUCAAGUACUACUUCGGUGGCGCGUCAUCCAACUUCGACCGCGAGUUGCACGGGCGAGUUUUCAUUCUUACGGGCGGCACUUCGGGGCUCGGUGCCCAGGUCGCAUACGAGUUGGCCCUGCGGGGCGCGCAGCUUGUGCUCUUGUGCCGCCAGACAGACGACCCGUGGACGAUUGACUUUAUUGAAGACUUGCGCACAAAGACAAACAACUUUAUGAUCUACGCUGAGAGCUGCGACUUGGCGCUGCUCCACUCGGUGCGACUCUUCGCCACGCGCUGGCUUGACAACCAGCCGCCGCGCCGCUUGGACGGGGUGGUGUGUUGCGCCGCCGACUGCCUUCCCCGCGGUAAAGUGCGCCAGGCGACCGUAGACGGCGUCGAACGCCAGACGGGCGUCAACUACUUGGCGCAUUGCCACUUGCUCACACUUUUGCAGCCAGCUCUACACGUACAGCCGCCAGACCGAGACAUCCGUGUGGUGGUGGUGACGUGUGCGUCGCAGGCUGUGGGAGAAUUGGACGUGACAGACUUGACGUGGCUGCGCAGAGCAUACCCGGCCACACGGCCCUGGACGGUUUUUGGCGCCUCCAAACUCAUGUUGGGCAUGUUUGCGCGCCUGUUCCAGCGCGAGUUGUGCCGCUACGAGCGCAAGGACAAGGCACCAUGUAACAUCAAGGUAAGCAUUGUCAAUCCGGGGAUCAUGCGCACGCCGUCGACCCGCCGCUUUUUGCUGAUGGGCACCAUCUGGGGCUUGGUGUUGUACGUGCUCUUGUUCCCAAUAUGGUUCUUGUUCUUGAAAGACGCUCGUCAAGGCGCGCAGUCGGUCUUGUGGGCCUUGUUCUCUCCGGUUCUUGGCGCACAAGACGGCGGCAAUCUUGUUCAGGAGUGCAAGAUUCUUACUCGUGGUCGCAAGGAGUACUGGGAUUACGACCUUCAGGAUGAAUUGGCAGCCGAGACGCAAAAGGCCAUCGAACAAUUGGAGCGUCAGCUGGCGGUGGAGCGGAAGCGCGCAGGAAAAUCCGACAAGAAGGUGUCGGAGGCUGAUCUCCGUGACAAACCGACGUCCCAGGAGGAUUUGGAGCGCAAGUUGGAAGCCAUGCGUAGUGCGAUGGCACCCAUGGGCACAGGACGGGCAUCGCUCUUUGAACCGGCUCGCCGGCGCGAGAAAAAGGCGUAG
Molecule: messenger RNA, 1281 nt
Organism: Clavispora lusitaniae ATCC 42720
Lineage: Eukaryota; Fungi; Ascomycota; Pichiomycetes; Serinales; Metschnikowiaceae
Product: putative oxidoreductase
Source: RefSeq, a predicted model, not a curated record